GCGGAGCCGCUCUGCCCCGCGCCCUAGCCCGCGCCUGCAGCCCGCCCAGGCGGAGUCAGCCCGCGCUCCGCCCGCUGCGAUCCGGGCUCGGAGGUUCGGACUCCGGGCUCGCCGCCCCCCGGGCCGGCUCCGCGCCCCGCACUCCCGGCGCCCAGCGCCCCGCGCCCCGGCGGGCGGAGCGCACCAUGCCGCAGCUGGACUCAGGCGGGGGCGGCGCGGGCGGCGGCGACGACCUCGGCGCGCCGGACGAGCUGCUGGCCUUCCAGGAUGAGGGCGAGGAGCAGGACGACAAGAGCCGCGACAGCGCCGCCGGUCCCGAGCGCGACCUGGCCGAGCUCAAGUCGUCGCUCGUGAACGAGUCCGAGGGCGCGGCCGGCGGCGCAGGGAUCCCGGGGGUCCCGGGGGCCGGCGCCGGGGCCCGCGGCGAGGCCGAGGCUCUCGGGCGGGAACACGCUGCGCAGAGACUCUUCCCGGACAAACUUCCAGAGCCCCUGGAGGACGGCCUGAAGGCCCCGGAGUGCACCAGCGGCAUGUACAAAGAGACCGUCUACUCCGCCUUCAAUCUGCUCAUGCACUACCCACCCCCCUCGGGAGCAGGGCAGCACCCCCAGCCGCAGCCCCCGCUGCACAAGGCCAAUCAGCCCCCCCACGGUGUCCCCCAACUCUCUCUCUACGAACAUUUCAACAGCCCACAUCCCACCCCUGCACCUGCGGACAUCAGCCAGAAGCAAGUUCACAGGCCUCUGCAGACCCCUGACCUCUCUGGCUUCUACUCCCUGACCUCAGGCAGCAUGGGGCAGCUCCCCCACACUGUGAGCUGGCCCAGCCCUCCUCUCUACCCCCUGUCCCCUUCCUGCGGAUAUAGACAGCACUUCCCUGCCCCCACUGCAGCCCCUGGCGCCCCCUACCCCAGGUUCACCCACCCAUCCUUGAUGCUAGGUUCUGGUGUACCUGGUCACCCAGCAGCCAUCCCCCACCCGGCCAUUGUGCCCCCCUCAGGGAAGCAGGAGCUGCAGCCCUUCGACCGCAACCUGAAGACACAAGCAGAGUCCAAGGCAGAGAAGGAGGCCAAGAAGCCAACCAUCAAGAAGCCCCUCAAUGCCUUCAUGCUGUACAUGAAGGAGAUGAGAGCCAAGGUCAUUGCAGAGUGCACACUUAAGGAGAGCGCUGCCAUCAACCAGAUCCUGGGCCGCAGGUGGCACGCGCUGUCGCGAGAAGAGCAGGCCAAGUACUAUGAGCUGGCCCGCAAGGAGAGGCAGCUGCACAUGCAGCUAUACCCAGGCUGGUCAGCGCGGGACAACUACGGGAAGAAGAAGAGGCGGUCGAGGGAAAAGCACCAAGAAUCCACCACAGACCCUGGCUCGCCUAAGAAAUGCCGUGCUCGCUUUGGCCUCAACCAGCAGACGGAUUGGUGUGGUCCGUGCAGGAGGAAAAAGAAAUGCAUUCGGUACUUACCCGGAGAAGGCCGCUGCCCCAGCCCCGUUCCUUCCGAUGACAGUGCUCUAGGCUGCCCCGGGUCCCCAGCUCCCCAGGACUCACCCUCAUACCAUCUGCUGCCCCGCUUCCCCACAGAACUGCUUACUAGCCCUGCGGAGCCGGCACCUACAUCCCCAGGUCUCUCCACUGCUCUCAGCCUCCCAACCCCAGGGCCCCCACAGGCCCCCCGCAGCACCCUGCAGAGCACACAGGUACAGCAACAGGAAUCUCAGAGACAGGUGGCCUAGCAGGCACAAGACACCUGGCCACAUCCAGGAGCCUACCCCCUGAGAGAAAGUGACAGAGACCCAGAUCUCAUGGAAACUGGCCAGGGGUCCUGUUAACGUCAUCUCAGGGUCCAGACCCUGAAGAUUUCAGAGGCUGCAGAACUUCUGCCUGAACCUGGGGUCAUCGAUUCAAACUGCUCCAAGUGGUGGGAAUCAGAUCUGUCUUGAUGUGUCAUCUAAUUAAGGGAAUCCCUUGUACCUAUGGCUGCCUGCAUCUAUUCUUUGUACCAUCUGUCUUGCCAGCCAGAAGCCUCUGCCUCCCUAGCUUUUCUGCUGUAGGUCAGAGAUGGGCUGAACUGAGCCUAGCUACCUUCUCUACCCAUCUCCCCCAUCCCCCACUGCCACACCCUCCCCAUUCAGACACUUCAUGGACCAAGAAUGAGCUGGUUUGUCAAACAACAUGUGAGCAUGGUCACAACCACAAAGCUCAAGAUGACAGCUCUUCUAAGGAAAUGGAGAAGCUCUGUUUAUAAAAACAAAAACAAAACCAGCUGCUACUCAUAAGUUGGACCAGAGGAAGCCCCUUACUAUGAUCUCAGGAGCUUGCAAGGAGCAGGAAGGGGAAUGGAAUAGGUUAAGUUUAGGCCUAUCAACCUAAGCAACAGAAAUAAUCUGACACUACCUUAUCAGGCAAAUUGGGGAGGGGAGGGUGUAUCUAGCUCUAGUUCAAAUUUGGAAGUGUUCCCUGAGAAACCCACCAGCCUAAGAAGCUCUGGCCCCAGGCUUGUCACUAGCAGCUACAGUCAAUAGUUCAAAGAAGUCAUGGCCCAAAUCCAGUGUGCACCCCUCCCCGUUCACAGAGCCUUUUUCACAAUUCCAUUUCCAGUUCAUCUAUGGCAGUCCAGCCAGCUCCUGGGCAGCUUGAGAGGGCAAACCCAAAACCUCACGACAGCCAGAGCCUGUCUUUCAGCAUUCAGUCCAGGCCGGCUCCAGUUUCCCCAUGGGGCUGCGGGACAGAGGACCAUUACAACUAGAUCAAGGAGCCCAGAAAACCUCCAGUAGUGGACAACAGGUUUUCACCAUAGCCUACGUUAACCCAUUUUUGAGCCAAGCUUCAACCCUCAGCCUUGAAAAACAAGUCUUUUUUAAUUUAAUUUUUGUUUUUUGCCUAAAUCCAAAGAAAAAGGGCUGUCGGGCCAGGCGCGGUGGCUCACGCCUGUAAUCCCAGCACUUCGGCAGGCCGAGGCAGGUGGAUCACCUGACGUCAGUAGUUUGAGACCAGCCUGGCCAACAUGGUGUGAAACCCUGUAUCUACUAAAAAUACAAAAAUUAGCUGGACGUGGUGGUGCGCGCAUGUAAUCCCAGCUACUCGGGAGGCUGAGGCAGGAGAAUCACUUGAACCCGGGAGGCGGAGGUUCCAGUGAGCCGAGAUGGCGCUAUUGCACUCCAGUCUGGGUAACAGGGAGACUGCAUCUCAAAAAAAAAAAAAAAAAAAAAGGCUGUCCAUGUACUCACACACCCCUCAAAAAAAGCCUUUAGUUCCUACUUUAGCCACUGGUUUCUCAGAAUCCAAAGAUCACAUAUUCUAGUGUAACACUGCAAGAAGUCUUGAGAAAAAGAUUAUUGUAGUGUUCAAAAUAUUUUUGUAUUGUUAAUGCAUCAUCAUAGAAAAACUUUUAAACAUGAGAAUAAAGAUACUUUUUACUGGG
Pan troglodytes (chimpanzee) is the source of this 3412-nucleotide messenger RNA. It is a transcript of the gene TCF7, whose product is annotated as transcription factor 7. The record is from RefSeq and is a predicted model, not a curated record. Bases 186 to 1724 code for a protein of 512 amino acids. Gene Ontology annotation, molecular function: RNA polymerase II cis-regulatory region sequence-specific DNA binding; DNA-binding transcription factor activity, RNA polymerase II-specific. Gene Ontology annotation, cellular component: beta-catenin-TCF complex; chromatin. Gene Ontology annotation, biological process: regulation of transcription by RNA polymerase II; canonical Wnt signaling pathway. The transcript is spliced from 12 exons. Lineage: Eukaryota; Metazoa; Chordata; Mammalia; Primates; Hominidae.